GAGGAAGUUUGGGUAGCUUUGGUGGGAGGCUUGGCGGCCUUCGGAAUGAUGCUGUGGAUUCUGGCGAAUGUGUGGAGAAGGAGCGUCAGAGCGCCUAGUCAAGGUUUUAGUAAGACAUUUCUAUAUGUGCUGGGCGCUUUCUUGGAGCAACCACCCAGACUCCUAUAUUUCAACAUCACGGGAAAGGUUCUUGUUGGUUUGUUGCUGGUAUUCUGCCUAGUUAUAGACACGGGAUACAAAUCAUCCCUCAUAUCGCAUCUCACGGUCAAGAGUAAGUCAAACACAAUCGAAAAUUUUAAAGACUUGUUAAGUCUGACAAACUGGAGAUGGGGAGCCGAGCGAUGGUCCUUGGUGGGUGCGCCAACGCGAUAUUUUUCUCAGCACACAGACUUUGUGGUGCAACGGGUGUACAAGAAGAUGGAGAUAUUUGAGACAAUAGAUGAGACACUGAUGAAGGUGCUUGCUGGAGGGUUUUCUUUUAUUAGUUUCAAAAAUUAUGUCAGUGUUGCUGUCGCUUCCAAAUUCGCUGGCAGCGUCGAAAGCUCCCCAUUUUACUUUAGCAAAGAAGGCGUGUCCAUCAUGGCAGUUUUUGGUUGGCAUACCAGAUAUGGUGCUCCAUUUCAAUACAGAUUCAGUAAUAUAUUUCACCGACUGGAAGAUGUUGGAAUCACCUCACGCUGGAAAGAGGAGGUUAUAACACGACGGAUACAAGAAAACAGAGCUGCUGCCAUAAUAAGCCCAGCAGCAGAAUACAAGAGUUUUCAGAGUGCGAGUCAUCAACAGGAACAGGAACAGGAAGACGGGCGCCACGUAGUCCUUGGUAUGGCACAUCUACAGGGUGCCUUUUACUUAAUGUUCUUGGGUACAUGUCUGGCUUGCCUUUCAUUGCUGAUGGAGACUCUUUUCUCUUAGACGUACUGACAUGAUUUUAAUCUCUCUCUCUCUCUCUCUCUCUCUCUCUCUCUCUCUCUCUCUCUCUCUCUCUCUCUCUCUCUCUCUCUCUCUCUCUCUCUCUCUCUCUCUCUCUCUCUCUCUCUAUCUAUCUAUCUAUCUAUCUCUUCUUUUUUUUUAUCUGAAG
Scylla paramamosain (green mud crab) is the source of this 1078-nucleotide messenger RNA. RefSeq lists its product as uncharacterized. Gene Ontology annotation, cellular component: membrane. Gene Ontology annotation, molecular function: ligand-gated monoatomic ion channel activity. The record is from RefSeq and is a predicted model, not a curated record. NCBI's taxonomy places the organism in Eukaryota, Metazoa, Arthropoda, Malacostraca, Decapoda, Portunidae. The transcript has 5 exons. The coding region runs from base 46 to 912 and encodes 288 amino acids.